Molecule: messenger RNA, 3098 nt
Organism: Nezara viridula (southern green stink bug)
Lineage: Eukaryota; Metazoa; Arthropoda; Insecta; Hemiptera; Pentatomidae
Source: the annotation of a GenBank genome assembly
AAUUAAUUAGAUCCAGUAUUUAUUUCUAACAAUAAAAAGCAUAAUCAACUAUUAAUAGAAACCUAUUAUUUUUUUAUGUUUAGUCAUAAAAAAUCUAUCCUAUAUCCUAGCUCCAGAACUCAAAGAUGUUAAGGCGGUGUUUUUGUGAUCCGAACGGAAAUAUGGAACGAAUCAGGCUUUAAAUAGAUAAAAUUAAUUCUAAAACCUGAUAACAAAAUAAAUUGAAAUUAAACACAUUAGGGAGCGCCAUAGUAUGUUUAGUGAGUCAGUCUAGACUACAAUUCAGUAUAGAUAAAAUGAGGAUGAUCAAAAAGGAAAGAAAUUAUGACGCCUCGGAGGGUUAUCAGGAAUUGAAUAGGAGGCAAGGUUAGAAACAAGAGGGUUGGGAUGGUUAUGACGUUUAUUAUGGAAGGAAAGCUAUCUGGAUUUCGCCAAAUCUGAUACAUAAGGAACAUUAAGGUCAUUAUGGAUGAUUUUAUUUGUAACAAACUAAGGAGCAUUGAGGAUUUUACGAAGGAUUUUGGAUUGUAAGGAUUGGAUACGAGAGGAAUUUGAAGGUUUGGUGGAGCCCCAUAGCUCAGUUCCAUAGAGAGCAGCACUUUUGAUUGAACAAAAAUUAUGAAAACAGCCGACAAAACCCCAAACAUCUAACGAACGUUCAACAUGGUGGAAGAUGUUGUUGAUACCUUCCGUGAGUACUUAAGAAUUCGGUCAGACCAUCCAAAACCGGAUUAUGAUGGAUGUGUUGAUUUCGUGAAGAGGAAAGCAGAUGAAUAUGGAUUAAAGACACAAAUUUACCGCCUCGAUGAAAAAAGGCCUGGGCUUAUUGUUACUCUUACGGGUUCAGAGCCAAGUCUUCCAUCUAUCUUGCUCAACUCGCAUACAGAUGUAGUCCCAGCGCUCGAAGACCAUUGGAAUUACCAUCCCUUUGGUGCAGAGAUGGACCAGGAAGGAAACAUCUAUGGUAGAGGUGCACAGGAUAUGAAGUGCGUCACUAUUGCCCAGUUGGAGGCAUUGAGGAGAAUAAAAUUGUCAAAGGUUCAGUUGAAGCGAACAGUCCAUAUGACCUUAGUUCCAGAUGAAGAAAUUGGAAGCCAGGAGGGAAUGGCAAAAUUUGUCCAUACACAAACUUUCAAGAAUUUAAAUGUAGGUUUUGAUAUUGAUGAAGGGUCUGCUAGUACAGAUGAAGAAUUCUUCAUAUUUGAUAAAGAAAGGUGUAAAUGGGGAGUAUUGAUCCACUGCCCUGGUACCACUGGACAUGGCUCGGUUUAUCUUGAAAAUACCGCAGGAGAAAAAUUAAGAAUAGUUAUUGACAAUUUCAUGGAUCUCAGAAAAAGAGAAGCUGAAAAUGUUCGAGAUAUUCUGCAUUUAGGAAAUACAACAACCAUAAAUUUAACUCAUCUUGAGGGUGGUGUUCAGAACAAUGUUGUUCCACCAGAACUAACUGUAGGAUUUGAUAUAAGGAUAGCUGCUGAUGGUAACCAUGAAAAUAUGGAAAAAUGGAUUAACGAUGUCUGUAAAAAAGCUGGUGAAAGAGUGUAUCCAGAAUAUAUUCAAAAAGAUGCACAAGUUUCAUUAACACUAUUAAACAAUGAAAACCCAUUUUGGAAAACUAUGCAAACAGUUUUAGAAACCUUGGGUUUAAAGUAUUUUGUAAUGAGCUGUCCUGGAGCAACAGAUGCUAGAUUUGCCAGAGAAGUUGGGGUGCCAGCAGUUGGAUUUUCACCUUUUAAUCAUACACCCAGAAGAAUCCAUGCUGAUGAUGAAUGCAUGAAUAAAGAUAUUUUCCUCAAAGGAAUAUCAAUUUAUGAACAUUUGAUAACCAAUGUUGCAAAUGUAUAAGAAAAAAUAUGAUAAAAUAUCAUAGUCAUAAUUUUAAUACCAUGAUUAAAAUAAUGGAAAUAAUCAAAAAUCAUCUUGUUGAUCUGAUCAUCGAUAUUGAAUCAUUAUUAGCAUCUGAGUUGAUAUUAUUGUACUAAGGAAGGGUUAUAAAAAUAUAUUAAAAAGCAAAUUGAACUGAAUAUAUAUAUAUUUUUUUUUUAUUUUUUACAGUACUAAAAUUCAUUUAAUGAAAUUAUUUUAAAAAUCAUCAGAGAGAAGAAUCAUAGUAAAAUGUGAAGAAUAUAAGAAAGAAAGAAAAAAAAGCAAAACAAUAAAAGAGGGAUUAUAAUUGGUAAAUAGUCCCAUUAAAUUUAAGGAAUUACCAUAUAUUACGUUGUUACUUAAAAUAUAAGUGAAAGAAACAAAUAUUUAAUGUAAAAAAAAAACGAAUUUUAUUAGAAUAUAUUGAAAAUUUAAUGCUAAAUGUCAUUAAGUAACAUUCAACAAAAUUAAAUCAUUAAUUAGAAGUCAUUUUAUGAAUCUUCUUUUUGUAAAAUAAAUACACUUAUCACUUAAAAACUAUGAUUGAAGUAUAAAAAUAUAGUUUAGCUCCAUCAAAAGUGUACUUGAUAACAUUUUUCAAUAGAUUGACAAUAUAAGGUAUACAUCUAUCCACUAAAUGGAGAUUAUAAGGUUAAUUUUUUUUCAAAAAAUCAUCAUUCAAGUGAUCAAUGCGAAAAUUAAUAGAUAAUUGACACCUAUAGAUUUAAGUGACAAUUUGUAGUAAAGAUGAGUAACAUUAAUUUAUGUCUCAAAUUUAGUACAUCUGCACCACUGAGUUGUAAUGUACAUCUGCCAAAUUGUAAUGAUUGAUUUUUGUUCAAUUGUUCAAGCUAUAUUUUUGUAGAUUUUUAUAUAUAUAAAUAUUUUAGUAUUAGUUUUAUUUAAAUAUUUUGGUUUCAUUUAUGCCACUGGGCAAAAAUAAGGUCAAAUCAAACUUUCUCAUGCCUGUCAUUUCCUGUAUCGCCAGCACAUUUGCUGAUUGUCAACAAUAACUUUUUAUAGAAAAAAAAGAAAUCAAAACUGAAAACAGUUAAAUAACUUCUUCUCAUGAUUUAUAUUUUUAGAGGCAUACUUUGUAAUUCAUUGUUUGGUAAAAUUUGAAUUUACAUGACCCAAUAAAAUACUAAGAAUAAUUAUUUCAUUAAAAGCCUUGGAGUUUUUUUUACAACCUCACUUCCUAGUGUAUUAGUUCUCCUAUAAGAUAAGUAUAUUUU